AUGCUUCUCGACGAGGACCCCGCGACUCUCAUCCACCAUACAGUCGGCAACUUCAACAUCCAUCCCGACAAACAAGCCGUAACGCGCAUCAACGACUCCCUCUCCACCCUCCAACAAUCCCGCGAACUGCGCUCACGCGAAGCCGAAUCCGCCCUCCGAAAACUCUCCCGCAACCUCAAUUCCUUAAACGCGCAACAUGAAGAAGCCGUAACCGCGCACGACUCUGGAAGACACGCGCAGGGCAUUGUCGAGCUGGACACGAAGAAGUUCCGGAUUGCAAAGGCGGCAUCGGAGUUGGAGAUUGAGAGUGAGAGACUCGAAAGUGAGCUGGAGAUGUUGAAGGAGAGGUUGGCAGAUUUGGAGGCACAGGGACUAGAGGGGGAUGAGGGGACGAGGAGGGAGAGGGAGGCUGAUGAUGCUACGAUUCUCCGUCUCAAGAUAUUUAGAUCUUUGGGCAUCGAUAUCGAGCCGGACGAGGCCGGAAACUUCACCAAGGCUGUUAUUCGCAACAGUCGGAAGGGUGAUGUGCACGUGGUUAAUGUCGACUCGAAGUUCUCAAGGUUCUUCUACGCAAACUACUUCUGGUCGACUAUGCAGGGAUAA
This is a messenger RNA of Aspergillus ruber CBS 135680, 603 nucleotides long. RefSeq names its product kinetochore Spc24 family protein. The transcript has 3 exons. The record is from RefSeq and is a predicted model, not a curated record. Lineage: Eukaryota; Fungi; Ascomycota; Eurotiomycetes; Eurotiales; Aspergillaceae. The coding region runs from base 1 to 603 and encodes 200 amino acids.